Molecule: messenger RNA, 837 nt
Organism: Cylindrotheca closterium
Lineage: Eukaryota; Bacillariophyta; Bacillariophyceae; Bacillariales; Bacillariaceae
Source: the annotation of a GenBank genome assembly
AUGAAGAAAAGUACCAUCCUAUAUAUUGCAGCACUAUGGAGCAGCCUACUUUUGGCGUCUGAUGCCUUUGCUCCCUCCGUGCCAUCAUCAUCCCCGUCCAUCAUUGUCAACACCCGACUGCAAAUGGAAGCCUCGUCACCUGACCGAGAAAGUCGUCGGAAAGAGCUUUUAUCUCGAAAUGGUCCCUAUUUCAAGCUCAAUCGAUUCCAGGGAGCUGUGGAAUUUGGAUCGUCUGCCAAACUUGUCACAGUGUUGAAUACUCAAAGUAGCGGAAGCAACGGUCAAGAUAAUAAGAAGGAAAAUUUGGAGCAGAUCUCGGAAUGGCUGUCGGAUGGUCGGGGAUUGGCUGUAUCCAUCUGGGACGAAUCAUUAAUGACUGAGCUGAAUAAUAACUUGUAUCGGUUGCAAACCAUGAAGCUGCAAUUCGUCACGAUUCAACUCGCACCCAGUGUGGAUAUGAAGAUGUGGACCCAGAAGGACGGUGGCAACAACAAUAUGCCAACUUUCUCCUUGCAAUCAGUGGGAUUUGAUCCUAAUAUUCAACUAUUGCCUGGGGUAGGGAUAUCUGCGUCUUCGCUGGGCAUUCAAAUUGACGUGGAUGGAGAAUUAAAGCCAACCUUGGAUGGCAAGGGAGUGGAGGGAAAGAUUUCCUUUGCAACGCAAGGCAUAUUGCCACCACCAAUGAGAAUGCUUCCUGAGCCCGCUCUCAAAAUGGCCAGCGAUUCCAUCAACGAAACCAUUGUCAAGUUUGCCAUUCGAAGUUUUGAACAAGGAGCGAGAAAAAAGUAUCAAGAGUUUCUGGAAACAACAGCAAAGCAAAAGCAGGAACAACAGUAA